This is a messenger RNA of Knipowitschia caucasica, 327 nucleotides long. NCBI's taxonomy places the organism in Eukaryota, Metazoa, Chordata, Actinopteri, Gobiiformes, Gobiidae. The record is from the annotation of a GenBank genome assembly.
AUGUUCUUCUUUUAUGCGUCCUCCUGGCUGGCAAUGCGCGCAUCUGAUUGGCUAAUUGUGCAGGGAGGGUACUACACGGCAGCCAUUGCAAUGCGCUCCUCUCCCAUUAUCCCCUUUAGGAGAGAUAACCAAGAGGCCCCCUCCCUUGCCUCAGCAUCCACCCUCCUUCUCCCUGCCCUGCCUUUCUUCCUGCCCCCCCUCUUCACUCACAUGCAGAGCACAGUGAAUAGGCCUCCACCUGCACUUUCAGAGCAGAUGGGUGCAGUACAAGACAGCAGACUUAUUUUUCUCGCUCCUCACACUCACUUGUCCUCUAGCAAAGCCUGA